ACAGCCUGCUUUACCAUAAUAACACUGUUAACAGCUGACAGAAAAUUUCUGAAAGAAAGUGGGUGGAUGUGAUGUAAUGAUAAAUGAUUAAUAUUAACAGGAAUGUUCACUAAAUUAUAUUUAGUAAAAUGUGGUUCAUUAUAUACAGUGAAAGAGCAUUUCUCUAUUAUAUAUUAAUUAGACGCAACAUCCGGGCCCCUAAGCCCCGCCCAUUCGUAGACAAAGGUUAAUACCCACUGCAGUUCUAUCCUCUUAUUCUGUUUCUACAUCACUACUGAGACGCAUCUGCAUCCCAUCGCCCAAGCGCUCGGAGAACAGAGAGUACAGGGAUGAUGAUGAUAAACAUACCGAGAAACUGUGUCAUAUAGAGAGCACCUCACUCCGCCUUGCACAUUCUCCAAGGAUGCCGACCACUGAGGCAGAGACUGUCUUAUAAUAGGGCUACAGUCUGCAGGACGCAAAAAGCAGCUUGUGUCUGCAGACAAAACAUCGAGGGACUCUGUGUGAAGCUUACAGGGCAUUAAGAGCAUCGACUAAUCCUGUUCAUGGCCACAAAUAUAAAUGCGCAGAGCAAAAAAAGGACUUUUGCGUGAAGAAGGAGAUGAUCGGAGUAAAGAAGACGGAGCAGCAGCAGUAGGAUUGCAAUCAUUCAGUGUUAUUUAAUUUUUUUAGCUAUUGGAAAUGGGAGCUUUGACAAGCCGUCAGAAUGCAGGAGUGGAGGAGGUCGAUAUACCAUCCAGUUCUGUUUACAGAUACCCACCCAAAUCCGGGAGUUAUUUUGCUAGCCAUUUUAUAAUGGGAGGAGAGAAGUUUGAUUCAAGUCAUCCUGAAGGCUACCUCUUUGGUGAAAAUACUGACCUCAACUUCCUAGGCAACAGACCCGUAGUGUUCCCGUAUAAUGCUCCCCCUCCUAAUGAGCCAGUCAAGACCCUCCGCAGUCUCAUCAACAUCCGUAAAGACACUCUGCGACUUGUCAGAUGCAGUGAAGACAUGAAGCUGCCUGGACAGGACAUUGGGAAAAGCCACAGCUGCUAUAAUAUUGAGUUUACCUUUGAUGCUGACACACAAGUUGCCAUCACUAUAUACUACCAAGCCAUUGAAGAGUUUCACAAUGGUGUGCCAAUAUACUUGCCCCAGGACAGCUCUCUGCAGUCAGAGACGGUGCAUUUCAAACGCGGCGUCUGCCAACAGUUCUGUCUGCCCUCUCAUUACGUCAACUUAACAGAGUGGGCAGAUGAGGAGCUUUUGUUUGACAUGGAUAAAGACAUCUACCCCAUGGUUGUACAAGCAGUAGCCGAUGAGGGAGAUGAACACUUGGGACACUCCCAUGUUCUACUUGCAACCUUUGAGAAGCAUAUGGAUGGAAGUUACUGUGUAAAACCUCUGAAACAGAAACAAGUGGUGGAUGGUGUUAGUUACCUUCUGCAGGAGAUCUACGGUAUAGAGAACAAAUACAACAGUCAAGAAUCAAAGGUGGCUGAAGAUGAGAUUAGUGACAACAGUGCUGAAUGUGUGGUGUGUUUAUCGGACGUGCGGGACACACUUAUCCUGCCCUGCAGACACCUGUGCCUCUGCAACGCCUGCGCAGACACACUGCGUUACCAGGCCAACUGUUGCCCCAUCUGUCGACUGCCGUUUCGUGCCCUCCUUCAAAUUCGAGCGAUGAGGAAAAAACUGAGCCCACACACACCUACCGGAUUCAACCCUGUCAUCACCUCACAGACGUCAGAUUCAGAGGAGCACUCGGCAUCAGAGCACAUCCCACCAGGCUAUGAAGCUGUGUCCUUGUUGGAGGCCUUGAAUGGGCCCCUGAACCCAUCGCCAUCUGCUCCUCCACUUCAGGGCCUCACCAGGGGCCAUGUUUCGGGAUCUGUGCCCACAUAUGGCAGUGAUAGCCACCACACGCCCACGCGCUCCCUCUCUCCACUAGAACACUCUGUCAACUCCAGUCAGAAUGUGAAACACAAGAAGAGUGGCUCUAAAUCCCUCUCCCAGAGUUCUUCAGUGCUGCCUGAGGAGGAGGAUGAGAAGUCAUGCAGCGAAUCUGAAGUGCAAACGUGCAGGAGAAAGCUGCAUGUAGAACAGCAAGAGUCUGGAGUGACUCCUGAAAGUGACAACAUCACCCUGUCAUCCUCCGGGGCCAUAGACCAGUCCUCUUGCAACGGGACCCCUCUCUCCUCCACAAUCACCUCCCCAGAGGACCCAGUAAGCAGCAGCCUGGCCCAGUCUGUGAUGUCAAUGGCGUCUUCUCAAAGUCAGCACUCUCAGAUUAGCACCGACACACUCUCGUCAAUGUCUGGAUCCUACAUGGCUGGUGCUGAGGGAGAGGAGGCCACAGAGACCCCAGCAGAGAGUCGAGCGCCUUCCCAACAUGAGGGUGAGGAAGUCCCCAAUGAGGCGAGAGGGCAUAACUUUGUGGCUGCCAUUCUUGAAGAACAGGAUUCAGAGGGAAAUGAUGUGACUGAGGAAGAUUGUGCAUCUCCCACCAAAGAACAUGGUGGGCGCAGGAGGAGUGAGGUGCCUUGUCCAGAGUUUGACAAUAACAAUCAGGGGCAGUCUGACAGCCACUGUAUGACAGGCCUGGACAAUGAGCAGCCUCCUGACGGCCGAUUCGCUGGUCUGUUAUACCUCGACGUCUGUUGUCAUGGACGGGAUCCUUUGACUCACCAUGCGUCCGCCAGCAACAUCAACCUUGAGGAGCAAGGGGUCACCAAUGACGCUGCAAACCCCAAGAACAAAUGUCAUCGUGGACCCCUAGCUGUAUGAAAUCCUCAGUCCAUCCAUUCAUAGACCUACUCCAAUCCUGAGAGGAAUAUCUGCCUCUUUCUUCAUGCCACCUCCACCCAAACUUGUGCCCACACCAAUUACUCGUGGAUCAAAUCCUAAAUGCAAACCAGGGAGAACUGACUGUGUGGUUUCUCUUCUCCAUUGUGAUAGAUGUCAUGUUUUUAGUGCUCUUUUGGUGUUGGCACUUGUGUAAAGCACCACGUUUACACCAACGCUCCACCCCCUCAUGCGUACAAAUGAAGGAAUGACUCAAGCAAGCUCUCCUGCUGAAAGGCAGGAAAACAAGGCCAUGAUGAAGACUCCAACCUCUGAUCCAAGCAGCAUUUCAGUGUUUAUCUCUUAGAGAGCAGCCCAACUUCAUGUUAAGGCUGUGCAACUAUGCUUUUUAAAGUUAAUAAUCAAAUCCUGCUGAUCUGAAUCAACAUCAGAUCAGCAGAUCAACAUGUACUAUUGGAAAUCUGCCCACAAUACUCAAGAUACAAAGAUGUAAAGAAUACGAUGGAAAAGAGUGAGAUGAAUUUUCUGAACUGACAUCAGAACAAUCAAUCCUUCACGAUAUUAACUUUAGAGCAAUAACACAUAUUUGCUCAUGUUUCUGCCCUUGUCAGUUUGCUGCAGCUCACUUUGAGCUCUACGUACAGCCUUGCAUGCUACACAGACACAAAGCUACUGAGCUGCCUAACUUGCAUUACGCAUCUGGCCACGGAGAUGUUACUGAACUGCUUACUACCAAGCAUUUUCAAACAUUUUCAUAGGAGAUGGAAAUGUCUGGGAAAAGUUGCCUGUGACAUCCACCUGUGGGUCGUAACUCAGAUUGCUACUGUUGAUGGUAUGUUAAAUUUCAUAAAGCUACUUUUUGUGUGUUGUUUAAAAAAGAAGUGUUCAUUUAUUUCAUGUCUAAGGUACAAUUUAGCAUAUGUUACAGUUAGUCAAUUUGUACCUGAAGCAAAGCUGAAGUAGCUCUUCAGAAGUGUGUUGUUGGACCGAUAUGGAUCGCUAUGCCAGGCAUUUUGGUAUACAAGUUCUUAAAAAAAAAAAAAAUUUAUGUAUUCCUUUUGAAAAGUAUUGCACUUUCCUAUAGGGUUCCUUAACCGAAAGUGUUUACUUAGUGCCAGUUGUCAUCAUACAUUGAAAAUGAAGGAAAGACUUUAAAAAUUGUGCCACUAACUUGGAAAAACAAGCAGCAACUAUUCAGUUUCUCGACAGUUCUGCCAAUCCAAUUCAUAGUGUUUAAACUUGCACUUUGUUUUUACCAAUGGUAUGUUAGUGGCUAUUUUACUUUACAAAAAUCUUCUACUGAUCUCUGUGUUCUCUUUUCAAUCCCUAGAAGGGAUAGUUCACUCAAAAAUGAUUUAGAAUUUUCCCAAAAUUACAUUUGACCCCAUUGACUUACAUGGUGUUCUACAGAAGAAAAAAGGUCAUGCAGGUUUGGAACGACGAUAUGAAGGUGAGUAAAUGAAAAUCAUUUGAGAUUUUUGGGUGACCUAUCCCUUUAUGAUCAUUCCUACAAUUCAUUCAUCUGAGCCAGUUUUUUUAUUCAUUAGCACUUGUCUGGACUAUCUUAAUAAAAAAAAGGAUUCACAGUACAAUCAAAUAGUGAUUAUAACUCUCUUAAAAUGUCUAUUGUACUUUGAGAACCAACCAAGCUUUUCCUUUGUGUGGAAAAUGUUUAUUUUAUUUUAUUUAUGUUAGCUUAGCUCUGGUUAUUGUUGUAAUAGUCUGUUCAAUGUGUUGUUUACUGUAGUAUAUGAAUGGUGUGAAAUUUCUCCAAAUGGGAUUGUAUACAUUACAUGUGCACUAGUAGAUUUUCCCUUGAGAGCAGAUAUGCGGUGCAUGUGGUAAGCGCAUAGUAGUUGCAGUCAGAAAAUAGACAUCCUCCAACUUUACAUUUGCACUAUAUGUGUAGCCCUUCCACACUGAGCACACUGUGUAAGCAACAGGUACUGAGUGUCACAAGACAAGCAAUACAGCCGCAUAAUAGCACGUAGUUGUCUGCAGGCAGUACAGAUAAACUUAGCCAUGCAUUGAAUGUUUUACAGCAGAAUGUCACAUUUACCUGCAGAGAGAAAACUGCAUAGAGCAUGGAUAAAUUCAAGGGGUUGUCUCCAGUUUUGUUAUCUGUAUUGCUUUUGUUCUGUCCUCUUUCUGCCCCAGGAUAAGUGACUCAAAGUUAAACCUACAUGAGGAAUGGGCUGCAUCAAUUCACUUUUGCAGAAUGAAGAUUACAAAAUGUCAAAAACAUAAUAAACUUUUUCUUAAAAACAA
Molecule: messenger RNA, 5052 nt
Organism: Carassius carassius (crucian carp)
Lineage: Eukaryota; Metazoa; Chordata; Actinopteri; Cypriniformes; Cyprinidae
Product: E3 ubiquitin ligase RNF157-like
Exons: 19
Coding region: 682-2766 (694 amino acids)
Biological process (GO): protein ubiquitination
Cellular component (GO): cytoplasm
Molecular function (GO): ubiquitin protein ligase activity
Source: RefSeq, a predicted model, not a curated record